AUGAAACUCUUAUCUUGGAAUCUCCGUGGGCUUGGGAACCCACGGAGUAUUCGUUCUCUUCGUGAUUUACUCACGAGUGAAGUUCCCGAAAUUUUGUUUCUUCAAGAAACAAAAUUAUCAUCACGCCGGUUGGAGUUUUGUAAGUUGAGAUUGGGUUUUCGGUGUUGUUUUGGUGUUGACAGUGUGGGUCGAAGUGGAGGUUUGGCCCUUUUGUGGAAAGAUGAUAUUAAUCUGAGGAUUAUUAAUUAUUCUAGUCACCAUAUUCAUGCGUCUAUUACAAACUGUGAUGGGGUGGAGUGGUUGUUGACUGGGGUGUAUGGUCAUCACGAUAGUGGGCAGCGAUCUGAAGUUUGGAGGCUUUUGAAAUUUUUGGGCCGUGGGGUUGUUUUACCAUGGAUAGUUUUUGGGGAUUUCAAUGAAAUUUUAGAUCAUUCUGAGAAACUGGGCGGAAAUAUAAGAAGUGAUAUACAGAUGAGGGAGUUUCGAGAGGUCUUAUCAGAUUGUUACUUGAGGGAUUUGGGAUAUGUAGGGUCUCGUUUUACUUGGAGUAAUCGUAGGGGUGAGGAGGAUUUAGUGAAGGAAAGGUUAGAUCGCUUUCUUGCUAAUUCUUUGUGGUGUGAUAUGUUUCCAAAUCUUCGAGUAACACAUGGAGUUGCAGCCUACUCCGAUCACAUUCCAUUAUGGUUGGAUACUGAAGGGGCUUUGGUUAGAAGGAGGAGUAGGAGGUUGUUUCGAUUUGAGGCUAUGUGGGUGGGAGAAACUGAAUGUUCCUCGAUUAUUGAGAGGGUUUGGGGUCGGAGACAUGGUCCUAUUUCUUUGGAUCAGAUUAUGGGAAGAAUUUCAAGUUGUGCUACUGAGUUAGGAAGAUGGAAUAAGGCUUCAUUUGGCCAUGUGCAGAAAAAUUUAGCUACUGCUAAAAGGAGGCUUCAAUGCUUAGAAGAGAAUGACUCUGGACAACACUGUCUAGAGGAACAUAAACAAGCAUGUCUUGAGGUUCAAAAAUGGCUCGAAAGGGAUGAGUUAAUGUGGAAGCAAAGAUCUCGGGUAAAGUGGCUUAGAGAAGGGGAUUGUAAUUCCCGGUAUUUCCAUUCUAAGGCAUCCACUAGACGAAGAAAGAAUAGUAUUAUGCAGUUGCAAGAUGAGUCUGGGAUUUGGCAAAAAGGGGAUCAGAUGGAUGUCUUAAUUACUGAAUAUUUUCAGACUCUAUUCACUGCUGCAGAUCGUGUGGAUAUGGAGGAUGUUCUUUCGGGUGUUGAGGCAAGAGUCACUGCUGAGAUGAAUGAGGAUCUGUUAAAACCUUAUGUUGCUGAGGAGGUGGAGGUAGCUUUAAAACAGAUGCAUCCUUCUAAGGCCCCUGGACCGGAUGGUAUGCCUCCUCUUUUCUUUCAGAAAUAUUGGGGUAUGUUAGGCAACUCCAUUACUACUGCUUUACUUUCAGCUUUGAAUUCUGGGAUGUUUCCUAGUGGCUUAAAUCAUACUUUUAUUACUCUUAUCCCUAAAAAAGCUUCCCCUUCUAAGGUAGCAGAUUUCCGUCCCAUUAGUCUAUGUAAUGUGCUCUAUAAGAUCCUUUCUAAAGUCAUUGCUAAUAGACUCAAGAGUGUUUUGCCGGAUAUUAUCUCUGCUUCUCAAAGCGCGUUUGUUCCUGGUAGACAGAUUUCUGACAAUGUUCUUAUUGCUUAUGAGUUGCUGCAUUUUCUUCGUAAUAAGCGAAAGGGUAGGAAGGGGUUUAUGUCUCUCAAACUUGAUAUGAGUAAAGCGUAUGAUAGGGUGGAUUGGCUGUUUUUAGAGAAAAUUAUGGGGUCCCUUGGUUUUGAUAAGAAACUGAUUUCUUUAAUUAUGCAGUGUGUUAGAACAGUUUCUUUUUCUGUUUUGGUUAAUGGGAGUCCUAAAGGCCCUAUUAUUCCUUCUCGGGGCCUUAGGCAAGGAGAUCCGUUAUCACCAUACUUAUUUCUUUUGUGUACGGAAGGUCUUAUUUCGUUGCUCAAAAGAAAUGCUAGUAGGGAAGGGGUGGAUGGAAUAAGGAUUUGUAGAGGUGCUCCUAGAAUAAAUCACCUAUUAUUUGCGGAUGAUAGUGUCAUAUUUUGUAAAGCUGAUGUGAUUACAAAUGUGAAGAUCCAAUCUUUGUUGAAUAAGUAUGAGAGAGCUUCGGGCCAAUGUAUUAAUAAGGAAAAAACUUCUAUGGUCUUUAGCAAAAAUGUGAAUGAUGACCUGAAAAGAGAUAUUAUGCAGUUGUGGGGUGGUAGCUAUACACAGCAGUAUGAGAAGUAUUUAGGGCCGCCUCCUAUGGUUGGGAGGUCAAAAAAACAAGCCUUUUCUGAUAUAAAGAAGAGAGUGUGGCAGAAGUUACAGGUAUGGAAGGGGAAUUUGUUAUCUCAAGGGGGUAGGGAGGUGCUUAUAAAAGCUGUAGCUAUGUCUAUUCCUACUUAUGCCAUGAGUUGUUUUUUGUUUCCCAAAACUUUAUGUCAUGAGUUAGAGAUGAUGAUGGCAAGAUUUUGGUGGGGGGAUCACUCUCGGGAAAAUAAAAUUCAUUGGUGUAGAUGGGAGAAGCUGUGCGUUUCAAAAUUCCGAGGUGGGAUGGGUUUUAGAGAUUUGCACCUAUUUAAUUUAGCCCUUUUGGCUAAGCAAGGGUGGAGGCUGUUAAGAAAUGUGGAUUCUCUCUUUUACAAAGUUUAUAAAGCCAAGUAUUUUCCGAAUUCUUGUUUAUUUGAAGCCAAGGUUGGUGCUAAUUCAUCUUAUGUGUGGAAAGGAAUUUGGGAAGCUCUUGAUUGUUUGAGAAAAGGUUGUAGGUGGCGUGUGGGGAAUGGGCAAACUGUGCGUAUUUUCAAGGAUCCAUGGGUACCGGAGUGUCCAAGUGUUUCAGCUUUGGUGGAGUCUGAUGAAAACUUAAAAGUUAAUUCUCUGAUAGAUGGCAGCACAGAUGCUGAAGACUCCUUGUAUUGGAGCCAUGAAAAGAAUGGAAAUUUUUCUGUUAAGAGUGCCUACCGAUAUCUCCAAUAUAAUCAACAGCUUGCAAAUGGGCAGUCUUCUACUGGUAGUUCUGAGGCUGUGUUUUGGAAGUCAUUAUGGCAUCUGAAACUUCCUAAAAAGAUGAAGGUGUUUGCAUGGAGGGCAUGUCAGGAGAAGCUUCCAACUUUUCUGAAUCUGAAGAAGAAACAUGUAUUGGAGGAUGCAACUUGUGGGCUGUGUAAUCAAGGUAUGGAAGAUACUGCUCAUGCUUUGUUUUUUUGCUCGGAAGUAAGGAGUGUGUGGGGGGUUUUUUGUUCUCAAAUGGAUAACAUACAAACUGCUCUUUCUUUCUGGGAUCUGGCAAAUUUAGCUCGUGUAAGAGGGUCUGAUUCUCUGCUGGCCAGAUUUAUAGCUAUAACAUGGGGGCUUUGGUAUAGAAGAAAUAAAAGGAUUUAUGAGGAUAUUUCUAUACAUAUUCAUGUGUCUGUUAAUAAUGCUCUUUCUUUACAACAAGAAUAUGCACAGGUGCAGUUGUUUGAUGGUUCCAAUCAGAAGAUUACUAAGGUAGUACGAUGGCAUCCUCCUCCAAAUGAUUUUCUGAAACUGAACAUUGAUGGGGCCACCUUUCCUGAACAUUCUGUUGCUGGGAUUGGGGUGGUGUUGCGGGAUCAGUAUGGUGAGGUUAUUGUGGCUUGCUCUAAGGUAGAGAAAGAGGUAUCUUCUGCUGAGUUUAUUGAGGCAGUUGCACUUCUAAGAGGGUUACAGUUGUGUGCUCAAUGGGGUGUCCCAAAAAUUAUGCUUGAAACUGAUUGUUUGGUUUUGGUUAAUGCUUUGAAUGAAAAUUCUGUAUGUUUAACAGAUAUUGCUUUUAUUCUUCAAGACAUACGAAGGCUUAUGGUGGGAUUCCAAGAAGUUCAAGUGGUGCAUGUAAACCGUUUAGGCAAUUUGGUGGCUCAUCGUUUGGCAAGACAUGCUUGGUUGAUUGAUGAUAUUUGUAUAUGGUGGGAUUAUUGUCCUUCUUUUGUUAGUCAAGCUUUAUGGCUUGAUAAACUUGCUAUUUGUAAGGAUAAUUGA
Molecule: messenger RNA, 4020 nt
Organism: Carya illinoinensis
Lineage: Eukaryota; Viridiplantae; Streptophyta; Magnoliopsida; Fagales; Juglandaceae
Exons: 2
Coding region: 1-4020 (1339 amino acids)
Molecular function (GO): RNA-DNA hybrid ribonuclease activity; nucleic acid binding
Source: RefSeq, a predicted model, not a curated record